CACCUGGCACCAGCAGCACCAACAGCAGCCGACCGCGGACCACCACCUGAUCAGUGAUCACAAGUCAUAAUACAGUGACAGGCUGACAAUUUGCCGCUAACCUGAAAACUGACUUAUAAUGUCAUAAUAACAUAUUCUCUGCACCAAAUGUGGAUAACGAGGGAGAGAAGAAAGCAAGGACAAGUAUAGAAAGGCAAGGACAGGCACAGUGAGGCACAGAUAAGCUGGUAUCAUUCCAAUAUUACCUUUAAACACAUAGAUCUGAUCCAGACACAAGAUGUCAGGUAGAGUGCGCACUCGAGUAGACAGAGGGACAGGGGAGCUGGUGGCCUACAGUGAUGCAGCCGUGCGCAACAAUCUGGGUGUCAUUGAAUACUGCCGCACCUCCAUGGCUGCUCUUUCUGGGGCUACUGCAGGUAUGCUUGGGCUGACAGGGCUGUACGGGUUCCUGUUCUUCCUCGUGGCAGGAGUUGUGCUGUGGUUGUUGCUGCUGUUGAAGGCUGGUUCCCGAUGGCAGCAGUUCUUUGUAAGCCGCCAGUCUCUCCUCACUAGUGGCCUCUUCUCUGGACUUUUUACUUAUAUUCUUUGUUGGACCUUCAUUUUUGGUAUGGUACAUGUUUAUUGAAAAGUUUUAAAUUAUGUUAGAACUUACACAAAGCAACUGUAAAUGAUCACUGUGGAAUAAAUGAAUAUAUGUAUGUGUAUGAAUUGUAUACAUGAAAUGUGAAGUGUGUUAAUAAAGUUAUCUCAGUUU
This is a messenger RNA of Portunus trituberculatus (swimming crab), 754 nucleotides long. It is a transcript of the gene EMC6, whose product is annotated as ER membrane protein complex subunit 6-like. Bases 278 to 625 code for a protein of 115 amino acids. Gene Ontology annotation, cellular component: EMC complex; membrane; endoplasmic reticulum. The transcript has 3 exons. Gene Ontology annotation, biological process: protein folding in endoplasmic reticulum; autophagosome assembly. The record is from RefSeq and is a predicted model, not a curated record. NCBI's taxonomy places the organism in Eukaryota, Metazoa, Arthropoda, Malacostraca, Decapoda, Portunidae.